GUGGUUGAAUUAUCGCCUCCAGCUGUGUCAAAAUAUUAACAAUGUCCAUAGAUCUUGUAUCCAGAAGCCUUGACCUUGAUGCAGCCUUAGUCACGUUCAACGAGAGGUCGGAUCCAGCGAGGACAACAAGCCGGUCCUGGCAACCUCGUUGUUGAAUGCGACACCUACUGUACUACAUGCGGCUAAACGUAGAACGAUGCACCUUCCUGAUUGGCAGUUAACUUUAGUAAUGUGAUGUCAUCACAUCCGGGAUACCCACAGACUAUUUUUAGAAGGCUGUGGAAAUACCAAAGAUCGUGUAGUAGAGAAUCUUUGGAGAUACCACAGGGAACGACAUGUUGGAGCCAACGAUGGCUGCAAAAUCAGGAAAGAAAAAAAAGGGAUACACCACAAAUGAUGCUAUGGAACUCAUCAAGACUAAUCGUCAAGGAGUAUGGAAAGAGCUUAGAAAGUUACAGAAAACCCACAAGAAAGAUGUGAUGGAAAAGAGAAAGAAGAAAAAGUUCAAAUCUGCUAUUGAGUUGUACAAAGAACAAAAUGAUGUUGACUAUACAGAAGCAAAUGUAGAAGCUUUGCAAAAGAUCACAGAACUCGGAAAAGUUCGGGAUGAAGUAGCAGAGAAGAUUUUAUACAAGCAGCCUAACAGGUUAUCCCGGGACAUCAAAGAGAAGGAGGUUGAGGAGGAGGAGAGCACAGUGUUCACAGAGGAAGAUUUCCAGAAGUUUGCACGAGAGUACAGGCCGAAAUAAUGUACAAAUUGCUCAGACAGACUGCGUGGGGAUUAGGAGCACCAGUUUGCCAGGGCUGUUCACUUAUUGUCUGGACUGUCAGAAAUGCAGGCUCGUGCAUUGUUGGAUUUGAAGUGUUUGACAUGAUACAUGAUGUACUUAUUCAGGAUGAAGGAACAACGGCAAAAUUUUUUUGUUUUAAAUCUUGGAACCAAAUUUUAGAUUUGAUUGAAGCUGAGAUCUGUACGGGGUGUCGUGAUUUGGGGGGGGGGUGCCUUGUGUGUAUACGUAAUCGAAGUCAUGCCUUGUUAUUGUAUGAAAUCGUGUGCUUAUUGCACGGGUAAUUACAACUGUGAAAGCCAUCUUCAAGAAAACGAGAACUUCAGCAUCACUGCAGCCUGCGCUCCCCCAGUCUGUCCAACUCUGACUCUAUGCCUGGCCCUCCAGGAAAUCGCGGUCUUGAGACCGCACUUGCGGCCGCGUUUUUCGUUGAGUUCCGCAAUAAUGGGCCCAGCUCAAGCCUACUGAGUGUACUCUAAAAGCUAUAGCUCUAAGUCUAACCGGAAAUUCAGGCCGGAAUACAUCAUGUACAACACGAACUGAGACAUAGGCUAGGCCGAGAAUGUGGUCUUCUUUGGGCUAGGCUUUUAUCUAAUGUGUGUUAGCAUGCGCGUGUGAUAAGAAAGUAGCUGUGUGCGUGUGUUAGGUGUACGUGAGUGUGUGUGCGUGUGAGUGCGCGCUCGUGAAUAUUGUUCGUACAUGAUGCAUGUGUCUACAUACACGGUAACCGGGCACCUAGUCUCAGUAUCUACGUACACGGUAACCCACCGGAAUGAAGAUUAACCGAUAUUUGUCCUGUGCUGUCACUUGUUGAAAUAAAAAAAAAAGAAAGUUAUACACGCGUCUUGUCGGGCUCGCCAUCGUUACCGGUCAGUGAACCUGUGCUCUCGCAUCACAUUGUGAGUACCGGUUGGGGUCACCAAAGUUCAUUCAAAGUCUGUGCGCUAUGAAGUAUACAGUAAAGGGCUCUAGAAUGGGAGAAUAAUUGAUUUUUUUUUUUUAUGUACAGUCAGGGGAGGGCUGGUGUUGAAGGCAACACCGGAUGACAAAAACUGAACUUGGAGUUCUUAACUGCCCGGUUACCGUGUACGUAGACACAGAGGCUAGGUGUCCGCGUACCUUGUGCGUAAACACCCCGUUAUGUAAAACGCCUUAAGCUGCGUUCACACGGGAGUGGUUGCUGUAGAAAUGAUCUAGAUCUACAUUAGUACAUGUAUUACUAUUGUUUAUAAAUAU
Molecule: messenger RNA, 2024 nt
Organism: Aplysia californica (California sea hare)
Lineage: Eukaryota; Metazoa; Mollusca; Gastropoda; Aplysiida; Aplysiidae
Product: active regulator of SIRT1
Exons: 5
Coding region: 336-749 (137 amino acids)
Cellular component (GO): nucleolus
Molecular function (GO): enzyme binding
Source: RefSeq, a predicted model, not a curated record